AUGAACUCGUGGGACGCGGGCCUGGCGGGUCUGCUGGUGGGCACGAUGGGCGUCUCGCUGCUGUCCAACGCGCUGGUGCUGCUCUGCCUCCUGCACAGCGCCGACAUCCGCCGCCAGGCGCCGGCGCUGUUCACCCUGAACCUCACGUGCGGCAACCUGCUGUGCACCGUGGUCAACAUGCCGCUCACGCUGGCCGGCGUCGUGGCGCAGCGGCAGCCGGCCGGGGACCGUCUGUGCCGCCUGGCCGCCUUCCUCGACACCUUCCUGGCUGCCAACUCUAUGCUCAGCAUGGCCGCGCUCAGCAUCGACCGCUGGGUGGCCGUGGUCUUCCCGCUGAGCUACCGCGCCAAGAUGCGCCUCCGCGACGCCGCGCUCAUGGUGGCCUACACGUGGCUGCACGCGCUCGCCUUCCCCGCCGCCGCACUCGUCCUGUCCUGGCUCGGCUUCCACCAGCUGUACGCGUCCUGCACGCUGUGCAGCCGGAGGCCGGACGAGCGGCUGCGCUUCGCCGUCUUCACGGGUGCCUUCCAUGCGCUCAGCUUCCUGCUCUCCUUCGUUGUUCUCUGCUGCACAUACUUCAAGGUGCUCAAGGUGGCCCGCUUCCACUGCAGACGCAUCGACGUGAUCACCAUGCAGACGCUCGUGCUGCUCGUGGACAUCCACCCCAGUGUACGGGAACGCUGUCUAGAGGAGCAGAAAAGGCGGCGGCAACGCGCCACCAAGAAAGUCAGCACCUUCAUAGGCACCUUCCUCGUGUGCUUCGCACCCUACGUGAUCACCAGGCUGGUGGAGCUGUCCUCCGCGGUGCCCAUCAGCUCCCACUGGGGGGUGCUGUCCAAGUGCUUGGCCUACAGCAAGGCCGCAUCUGACCCGUUCGUGUACUCCUUGCUGCGACACCAGUACCGCAAGAGCUGCAGGGAGAUUCUGAACAGGGUCCUCCACCGGCGUUCCCUCCGCUCCUCCGGCCUCACCGGGGACUCCCACAGCCAGAACAUCCUGCAGGUCUCUGAGUGA
This is a messenger RNA of Mesoplodon densirostris (Blainville's beaked whale), 1014 nucleotides long. It is a transcript of the gene GPR26, whose product is annotated as G protein-coupled receptor 26. The transcript is spliced from 3 exons. The coding region runs from base 1 to 1014 and encodes 337 amino acids. The record is from RefSeq and is a predicted model, not a curated record. Gene Ontology annotation, molecular function: G protein-coupled receptor activity. NCBI's taxonomy places the organism in Eukaryota, Metazoa, Chordata, Mammalia, Artiodactyla, Ziphiidae. Gene Ontology annotation, cellular component: membrane. Gene Ontology annotation, biological process: adenylate cyclase-activating G protein-coupled receptor signaling pathway.